AUGUUAAUACCGUCUAAUCACAAUGUCCUCAAAUGUGGUAUCAUGCCCCUGCUGUUUGAAUAGAAAGCAUUUAAUACUCGUGUGUGAAACCUUUUAAUUUAUUUGGAGGAAAUUUUUAAUAUUUGAAUGCUCAAAAGUGAGCUAUGCAGAGUAAACCUUCGAAUUGUACGUGGAGAAGUAGGGGGAUCAUUCAAGGCCGCAGGAAAUUUUACAGCAAUUUUUUGGUUGUGCAGUGUCUUGUUCGACGGAUUCCUUUGGUGUAUUAAUCUGGAGAGAGCAGCCUUGACACUAUGUACGGAGGUGAUGAAGUCUCAGCUAUAGUGCUUGACCUAGGAUCUCAUACAUGUAAAGCUGGUUAUGCAGGUGAAGAUGCUCCAAAGGCAGUGUUUCCUUCCGUUGUGGGAUUCGUUGAAGAAGCAGGAAAUAUCGAUGCAGUCAAAGUUGAAGGUGAUAUGGAGGCAGUUUCAGAUAACAAAGCAAUUGUUGCGAUGGAUGCAGAGAGGUCCAAAUCAAAACCGAAAUUCUAUGUUGGUUCCCAAGCUCUUGGGUACCGACGUGAUUAUAUGGAGGUUAUUCCAGCAUUAAAAGAUGGUGUUGUGGCUGACUGGGAUGUCGUGGAUAGUAUAUGGGAUCAUGCUUUUCGGGAACGUUUGCGAAUUGAUCCCAACGAGCAUCCUAUGUUGUUAUCCGAACCAUCAUCCAAUUCACCAAGUCAAAGAGAAAGAACAGCAGAGCUAAUGUUUGAGAAUCACAACGUCCCUGCACUAUUCUUAGCAAAAAACGCAGUCCUAACUUCCUUUGCUUCGGGACGUGCUACUUCUCUAGUUGUUGAUUGCGGUGGUGGUCCAACAACUGUUGCUGCAGUGCAUGAUGGUUAUGUUCUUCAAAAGGCUGUUGUAUCAUCUCCAAUUGGUGGGGAGGUUUUAACUGAGUGCUUGAUGAAGUCACUGGAGAGUAAAGGGAUUACGCUCAGGCCACGGUAUUCAUUCAAGAGGAAAGAGGUUCGACCAGGAGAAUUUCAGAUAAUAGACACCGACUUUCCUGACACUACUGAGAGCUAUAAAAGAUACUCACAGAUGAACAUUUCGAGUGAUAUUAAAGAAGCUGUAUGCCGUGUACCAGACACAACCUUUGAUGAGAAUGGAUAUGCUAACAUUCCAACAACACCAUAUGAGCUUCCUGACGGACAAGUAAUAGAAAUUGGAGCUGACAGAUUCAAGAUCCCUGAUCUUUUGUUCAGUCCAUCUCUAAUUCAGACAAUACCUAAUGUGGAUAAAUUAGAUGCUUCUGGACAUUCACUCCGGGGACUUCCACAGAUGGUUAUCGAAAGUAUAAACAAGUGUGACGUGGAUAUACGCAGGGAACUGUUCAGCAGUAUUCUACUUGCAGGUGGUACAGCAUCAAUGCAACAGAUGAAGGAACGCUUGGAGAAGGACUUGAUGGAGGAAGCACCACAAGCAGCACGUGUCAAGGUACUUGCGAGUGGCAAUACAACUGAACGAAGAUACAGCGUGUGGAUUGGGGGUAGCAUUCUUGCAUCAUUAGGAUCGUUUCAGCAGAUGUGGUUCUCCAAGUCUGAGUACGAGGAACAUGGAGCAUCGUACAUUCAGAGAAAAUGUCCUUAGUUUAAGGAAAAUCAACUAUUGUUUUCUGCCUUGAACUAUUAAUGCUAAUUUGCGAUGGUGUAAUCUAAAUAUUGUUUAAGGUAAAUUAUCAUUUGUUUCACAGAGUUUACAAGAAGAAUUUCAACAUCUUGUUUCUUCUUGGAUGAUGAUGAUGUUACCUCAGUUAUGAAAUCGAGAUUAUUCUAGAGACAUCUUUACAUUGAAAUGAUGAGUUAUACGUGCCAGAUGAGGCUUUUGGAGCUUUCAUUUUACAACACAAUUUUGAAGAAUUUAGGUUCGAUUAGUUCUCGUCAUCAUAAAUGUGUAUGUAUAAGCAUGUCUGCACGUGUGUUUCUAAAUAUCACUAUUAGCUAUUUAUUUUGCA
Cryptomeria japonica (Japanese cedar) is the source of this 1989-nucleotide messenger RNA. Its product is annotated as actin-related protein 4. NCBI's taxonomy places the organism in Eukaryota, Viridiplantae, Streptophyta, Pinopsida, Cupressales, Cupressaceae. Gene Ontology annotation, molecular function: chromatin binding. Bases 291 to 1625 code for a protein of 444 amino acids. Gene Ontology annotation, biological process: regulation of transcription by RNA polymerase II. The transcript has 21 exons. The record is from RefSeq and is a predicted model, not a curated record. Gene Ontology annotation, cellular component: SWI/SNF complex; NuA4 histone acetyltransferase complex.